GUAGAAAGCGAACUUUAUUUUGUUUAUGGCAACUAAAUUGGGUCGAUUAUGUCAUGGCGGGGUAGAUGUUUUCGGCAAUUGAUAUCUCGGUAUUAAUAUUAAAUUACGCCGUCAAUGAAAUCGUCUCGACAGAAAUUGUUUAAAAAUAAGGAUAUUUGUGUGUUAGUGAUCUCUUUUUAAACAAUUCCAAUGCUGAAAAGGUUGCAAAUGGGCCUUCGCGCGUUCAUGCUAGUAGCAUCAAAAGUAUGGAGUUGUAUUUGUUAUAUGUUUAAGAAGCAAUAUCGUGCGUUGGCACAAUACCAAUCAGUGAAGUAUGAAAUCUACCCACUUUCCCCAGUAUCUAGACACAGGCUGAGUCUAGUUAGAAGAAAAAUCCUGGUUUUAGAUUUAGAUGAGACAUUAAUCCAUUCGCAUCAUGAUGCGAUGGUCAGGCCCACUGUUAAGCCGGGUACGCCUCCGGACUUUGUCCUGAAAGUCACUAUCGACAAACAUCCAGUUAGAUUUUUUGUUCAUAAGAGGCCGCAUGUAGACUACUUUUUGGAUAUAGUUUCACAGUGGUAUGAGUUGGUUGUGUUUACUGCGUCUAUGGAGAUUUACGGCGCCGCUGUGGCUGACAAACUAGAUAAUGGACGAGGUAUCCUGAGGAGACGUUUUUACAGGCAACACUGUACAGCAGAACAUGGAUCGUCAUAUACUAAAAAUCUGUCAUCAAUAUGUGACGAUCUGAACAGAGUGUUCAUACUGGACAAUUCACCUGGAGCUUACCGAGAUUUCCCGGAUAACGCGAUUCCAAUAAAAUCGUGGUUCUGCGAUCCGCUGGACGUGUCCCUGCUGUCGCUGCUGCCCGUGCUCGACGCGCUGCGCUUCACGCACGACGUGCGCUCCGUGCUCUCGCGCAACCUGCACCUGCACAGGCUCUGGUAGCCGCAGGUGAACACACACCGCACACACUCACCUGCACACAAGCUCCGGUAGACAUGAACACACACCUACACACAGACUCCAGUAGAGAUGAACAAACACCUACACACAAACUCCGGUAUAGAUGAACACACACUCACCUACACAUAAACUCCAAUAGAGAUGAACACACACUCACCUACACACAGGCUCCGGUAGAAAUGACCACACACCUACACACAAACUCCAGUAGAGAUGAAAACACACUCACCUGCACACAAGCUCUGGUAGAGAUGUACACACACCUACACACAAACUCCAGUAGAGAUGAACACACACUCACCUGCACACAAGCUCUGGUAGAGAUGAACACACACCUACACACUAAAUCCAGUAGAGAUGAACACAAACUCACCUGCACACAAGCUCUGGUAGAGAUGAACACACACCUACACACUAACUCCAGUAGAGAUGAAAACACACUCACCUGCACACAAGCUCUGGUAGAGAUGAACACACACCUACAGACUAAAUCCAGUAGAGAUGAACACAAACUCACCUGCACACAAGCUCUAGUAGAGAUGAACACACACCUACACACAAACUCCAGUAGAGAUGAACACACACUCACCUGCACACAAGCUCUGGUAGAGAUGAACACACACCUACACACAAACUCCAGUAGAGAUGAACACACACCUACACACAAACACCAGUAGAGAUGAACACACACUCACCUGCACACAAGCUCUGGUAGAGAUGAACACACCUACACACUAAAUCCAGUAGAGAUGAACACAAACUCACCUGCACACAAGCUCUGGUAGAGAUGAACACACACUCACUUGCACACAAGCUCCGGUAGAGAUGAACACACACUCAUCUACACAGGCUCUGAUAGAGAUGAAUACACAACUACACACAGGCUCCGGUAGAAAUGAACACACACUCACCUACACACAAGCUCCAGUAGCCACAGAUGAACACACACUGCACACACUCACUUUCACACAGGCUCUAGUAGCCCCAAGUAUGUGUACACACACCAUACACACUCACAUGCAUACAUGCUCUGGUAGCUGCAGGGGAACACACACACUGCACACAGACUCCAGUAGCCGCAGGUGAACACACACACUGCACACAGACUCCAGUAGCCGCAGGUGAACAGAAAAAACACACAUAAAUAAGCAACAAGUGUAAUAAUUUUUACUUUAAAUUUCAAAUCAGUUCACUAACUAUUAUUUUUCAAAUAUCGAUAUUUUUCACUGUGUUAAUUAGAUUUUCAUAAAUAAGAUAUCAGUCAUUUAAUUUGUAGUUUAUGAAACAAAUCUAAAUAAGUAUCAAAUAUAAAAGUGAUGUAAGAGAGCCUAAUUUUUACUGUUUAUUGUCCGUGAUAGUAUCAAUAUGUGGGAAGCAUAUUAUAAAUAAAUUCUAUAAGCGGUUUCUCGGUUUCAUACUAAAAGUCCUUAAGGCUGACGAAAUUUCGACCAUUUUGCAGUGAGAUUUCAUAUUAAACAUUUUUAUCCCAUUUUACAUGUAAAUAAAAAUUACGGUUAUUAGCUUUUGUCACAAAUGACUAAGCUGUAUAGGUCUACGUUCCCUUUACCUAUUCUAUUGGACAAAUGAGAAAAAACGUCUAUGGUCAGGUCGUUAUGAAUGAAACUUACGCGGCAAUUUUAAAUAACAAGAGCGGACCAGUUUCAUUUACAUUUAAAGUAAGCUGAUGUCGUAUUACAGUUACACUCCACACAUUAUUUAUUUAUUUAAAAAGUAUUCUUGUUAAGUACUCUCUAUUUAAAAAAUGUUUUUGUAGGUGGCAUAUUAUUAUGAUGCUAAGUGGUGAUUGGAGCCUAUAGACUUAUUUUUAUUAGUAUAAAUGAUAGAACAAACUCACAUCACAGUUGUAAUGAAAUGGUCGUUGAAACCCAAAACAUAAGGAGAGAGCCAUCCCCACCUUGAAGUUGAAGUUUUAACUGUAUUUUACAAUGGCUAUUCUAUUCUUCAAACCGGAACGUAGGGAUUGCUUUGCGGCAGAAAUAAGCAAAACGAUGAUAGCACAAGAGCUUGUAAUUCUCCUCGAAAGUCAAAAUAUGAAUAUGUUUGUUAUUCAAUUCAAUUCAAUUCAAAAUGAUUUAUUUGCCAGAGAUAUGGUACAUAAAUAAUGGUAUUAUAAUUGAGUCGUCUAUUAUCAAAGGUGGCAAUCUGUGCAUUUGGACAAAAAAAUGUUAUUGAUAUGUCAAUACAGAUUGAUUUGAAUAUAAUCGUCUCCUUCAAAGAAUACGGUUCAAAACCUGCAUUAAAUAAAGGUUAAUAGUUAACCUGUUAUUUAUCUAAGAUGUCGUUCCGAAGAGUUUUGUGACUGCCAAUGGAAUACAAAGUCAAUAAUUCGUUUUUCUGAUUUACCAAUAAUUGUCCAAAAGUCAGAUUGCCGGCUUUGAUAAUAGUCGACUCAAUUAUUUUUUUUGCAUUCCAGCAUGUUCUCACUUGAAUAAAAAGUGUGCAAAUAUAAAAUAAAUAUUAUUAUAGAAUUAAUUUAAGAUUACUAAAACAUGUCAUAUCAUGUAUUUGACUUUGAACUGGUGUCUGAGGGAUAUUGCUUUGCGCCCAAUUGGUUAAUAAAAAAAAAAUCUAUUAUAACAAUAUGUUAUAGCGUUAUGUUAUUGUUCCCAGGGACCCACCGGCUUUUGUACAAAUGAAGGGCGUCGCCGGCACGCCGCAGUCUAUUUAUUUCCCACUCGUUAGGACGUUCAACGCUUUUCAAAAUAUAGAUAAUAAUUAUUAUACUUAAAGAAAAAAAUAGUUCUCUUUUUAUAAGUUUUGUUUAAAAAAAAAAUUGUGAAUAUACUUUUACAUAUUACGUGUGCUACCUACGUGCGUAGGAGGGCGUUUUUGAAACGCGAUUAGUGUUUUUAUUUAAUUAAUAAUAUCCUACUAUAGUAGUGAAACGUCAAGAUAAAGGUGGGGCCCCACUUCGAGCGGGUUUUCGUGUCUGUGAUUAGACGGCAAGUUUGAAUGGAGCCCGAUUUCUAUCUUAAAUGUUUACCAUGACAAUAAAACUACCAGUACCUUUUUCUUUCAUUUUUAGUUUAAAAAAAAAGGGAGAUCCCUGUGCCUAAACGUCGACACUUCAACUUGUACUUAUGAAAAUGGUCUUUAAUAGUACAAAAUGUUUUAAAAUACGUGUUUCAAACUAUGAUGUAUUUCACUUUUCUUAAGAAAUUAUGAAUAAAAAUCAUAAAAAAAUAUGGAUGUUCCGUUUGUGCUAGUUAAAAACCUGUAUUUUUAGAUUAUUCUUUUUUUUGUAAUAUAAGUAGUUAGAAUAA
Molecule: messenger RNA, 4226 nt
Organism: Bombyx mori (domestic silkworm)
Lineage: Eukaryota; Metazoa; Arthropoda; Insecta; Lepidoptera; Bombycidae
Gene: Dd
Product: dullard-like protein
Exons: 6
Coding region: 190-924 (244 amino acids)
Molecular function (GO): phosphoprotein phosphatase activity
Source: RefSeq, a predicted model, not a curated record